Molecule: messenger RNA, 8386 nt
Organism: Varroa destructor (honeybee mite)
Lineage: Eukaryota; Metazoa; Arthropoda; Arachnida; Mesostigmata; Varroidae
Product: maleylacetoacetate isomerase-like
Biological process (GO): L-phenylalanine catabolic process; glutathione metabolic process
Cellular component (GO): mitochondrion; cytoplasm
Molecular function (GO): maleylacetoacetate isomerase activity; glutathione transferase activity
Source: RefSeq, a predicted model, not a curated record
UCCAACCCCCGCCUUCACCGCCGCACGUAGUUGAGCCUGCCCAGUGCUUUACACCGCUGAAGCGUAAGGGUUCCGACCUAGUAGAGGAGCAUGGAGUAGCCUUGAGAGGAGCACUUGUAGUGGUGCCGAAGGGAGAAAAGAGGUACUCGGCAUGGGCACAUGAGGGGCAAACUGGGAAAUAAGGAAAGGGUAGGGCCAAAUGUCAGCUGAGAGCUAGAACCACGAGCUGGCACUCCGGCUCCUGCUGCCGUUGAACGAAAGGCCCCCGAAGGAGGCAACGAAGAACUGCACGGCCCAAUCUCCAAACCAACAAACGAAUCAAUGAAGCCGUCGACAGGAGAGCAAAGAAGAUCAGCGUUGGAAAGGGCCGUUCGAAGACGCAGGAGCGAAAGGACGGGAGUGGCGGUGAAGGUGGUGCCGUCUACCUACUGCAAUAAAUUCGAGUGGGCUAGCACUCAUACAUACUUUUCCUCCUCACUCCCUCUCACACACACAUCGUAUUAGUUUCUACGUCCAUGGUUUUCUAUGCCGGACAUGUAAGUACGGGGGUCGGGGCUCUAUUCUUCGUUCUCCUCUGGACCGUGUUGACGCUCCAUUCUGCUGUGGGGUCUUGUCUGUGCAAGGCUGCUCCCUCCCCUCACCCUCUUAUUGCUGGCCAACGCAUCGUACGUGCAGUAGGAAAUAGCAUUGUACGUCUGUGCUAGCUGCCUGGAUCGACUUCUCUUAGCUGGCGCCGUUACUGGUGAUCCUACCCGUUGUAGCGGCUAGCGCAGCCACCAAUCCAUCCCGACAUUUCGAACCACUAACAGCACAAGUACAGCUGAAUCAACAAUGGCAUCGAAAUUUAUACAGCCAAAACAGAUAUACAGCUAGCGACGAAUCAGCGGCCUUGAUCUAGCUAGGAGAGACUGGAAUAGCAAAAAGAACAAAAAGGAAACAGAGGCCGCAGAAGAGACGCCGAAUGACGGACGGCGAAUCCAGUGAGAAAGCACAAGUAGAAAUUGCUAAGAUUACUUCGACAUUUCAAGCUAGUAUUGGUUUUUUGAAAGAGUGCUGGCUAUACAUGACGACGCCUCAAUGCUACGAUGACAACUACGUUUGACGUUUAGUGACAGAGCGAGAAAUGCUUCAUUGCCAGCAGCUAUUCUAAUGUGCUGAGCGACGUGCGUUUGCUGUUGUGGCAAAGGCUAUCCCAGUGAAAGCAGGUGAAGCCAGGGGAUCUGUUUCGCCAUCAGUCCAUGCGUAUCCAAUGUUGGCGUUCGAAGAGGCCCAAGGCGCGCUGCCUUUUAAUAGGUAACGUCUGCGUGACUGUGUGGUUAACAGCGACGUGCUAUACGUUUCGGCUAGUUUUUUUUUCUCGUCUUGCCGGUAUUCGACGGUGUAGUGAGCAGCGGUAGGCUGGUUGAGGUUUCCGGCUUUUGGCAGAUAUGAGAUCUUUGCGUACAAUCGGCCUAAAUGCUAGCAGAUAAUAAUAUAGCCGCGGUGAUGCGCCCACAGAGUUGCGACACGUUUUUGACGACAACGUUUUUGUAAAGAAUAUUAGCCAUUUAGAUAUCGUGCAAGAAAAUAACCGGUUGAAGGGAAGCCUUGAGAAACGCAGUUUGUUAUAGCGUGGUCGACGUCACCUCUGUUUCUAUUUUGAGUAUUAUUAGGAGUCGCAGUUCUACGCGAGACGAAGCAGAAAUAUAUCUGGGUGAUUUUACUGUGAUCUCAGGGAGUGUAGAUAGAGUCUUUAAGUAAAUUGUCAUAUAGACGCAUCGUGCGUGACGUGCGACGCCCGGAAAAAAAGCUGCUUUACGCUUGCGGAUGAGGUGUGUGAUCCUAGCCGUCUUAUACGGCGCUUCAGUUUCGAAGCUUAUUACAGUCGCUGUAGUCACUACAGGAUAUAAAGUCAAGUGAUCGUCAAGUAGUCAUCCCCCCCUCACGUAUGCAAUGUGUCGCAGCGAAUUUGCGGGUGGACGAAAACACUUUAGAAGCCACUCAGGAGUGUGUACGAGGCAUUUGUGUUCCAUAAGAUUCUGCAAGUAAUUGACAGUGUGCCAGUUUGAUAAUCAGUAAGUGCUUAAACAAACGGGGAAAGAAAAACGUGAAACGUCCACCGUUAUAGAAAAACACUUCAAAAGCAGAUUCAAUCGCGGAUCUGCGAUUUAGACUGCCUGCGUACUCUGCUGUAAAAGCUGUAGGGACGGUCCCUCACUGCUCCUUCGGUGGGCUGUGGAAUGUCGACCAAAAAGUGCACACUUGGAGCGUCGGCGUGCACGUCGUGCUUACGUCGUAUAUGCUACUUUUCUUGUUGUUGUUCCAGGCAUCAGCAGCGUGAUAUAGUGCCCAGCUGGCACCGAGUCGCAUAGCCUCUUCGGCCUGCGCCCCUUACCGUCACCAUCACCAUCACCACCACCGCCUUCUGCGGCAUUUCUACUCGCGAAGCUAUCGCAACGGCAGAAUCAUCAUCAUCAUCAAGUUGUGUGUUGUUGUCAAGACGAGAAACAGAAAAAACAACGAAGACGGGGUUUUCUAUUGUUUAUUCGACCGUGUCGCUACCUCGCGUCCUGUGAUAUUUCAAUAGUGCGUCGCCUUUUCCAUCAUUCGUUAUAAGUGCACGACUCACCAUUGGCCCUUUUGCGAGUAAUGUGACGACCGCACAGCGGCGCCGCCAUUAUCAUCAUCGUCGUCGUCGUCAUCAUUACCCCUAUCACUACCAGGCGAAAAUAGGAAAUCGCUGAGGCCAUCUUUGCACACGCAGCUGCAAUAGCAGAAGAAAUCUAGCCACGAAUUGUAUAAUAUACGGUUACGAUAGCAAAUAUGUAUGCUUCAACAGCUCGGGGCCCAGCUUGAUUUGAAUCGUCGUGAAUUUUUUGCUGUUCCGUAGGUGAUACGUAGCUAAUCGGGAAUUGCGCUGAGGUAGUGGACUUAUUUCUUUGAAAUUGAAACUCGUUGCCGAUCAGCUGGUCCGCAACUGCUUACUUGUGUCGCCACUGGCGACUAGAAGACAGGCCAAAAAUGAUAGAAGCAUCCAUGAAAAAUCGCUGAAAACGACAACGACAUUCACAGUGGCUCUUUAAAGCCCUGUUCAUGCGUUGUUGGAUUUCUCGCUGAAGGUCCUAACAUUGCAGGCUCGCUGACCAGUUAGUUGCCCGUUCUAUCGCUGCCCCACGAUUCGGACAGCCAACGACUCCGAAUGCUUAAAUGAAUGAAAAUUGCAACUACGGCCGUUUCGAGUAACGUGUCAGGACAGGAGCAAAUAUAACGCGGACUGCUGUGGUUAUCAGCACGGUAUCGUUGGAGGAUAAGCAGUGAGGAAACUGCGGAAGCAACGAACACCUAUUUUUGUCCGAUGGGCGGGGAGCCUUUCGACAUCUAUGAAAAGGCAAGGCCAACAGUAAAAGCUAAGCCUUGGACCAGGGCCACGAAGCCAAAUAGAAGUGGCAAAAAAGACAGACUGUAAGAAGGCGGUAGGAGGACGUUCCACUCAACGGCAAGGAUAGAAAGAUUGAAAUUGGAUGGCACUAUGAGCGUCGAUGGCACCACCAACGCUGGAGCUGCCGAACGGAAAGCACUUGUUGCAGCUGCGGGCUGUCCUGGGAACGAGCUUCCAGGCCGUAGUCAGGGAUCACCUUUUCAAAACAGCCAAAAUCACCGAGCGAGUAUUUGUAGCACUCGCAGCGCUAAAAUGGCCACUAACGAUAACUGCAGCUCGUCGCGGACUGAUCUCCUUGACAAGAAGAUCCCACGUCCGCGAUCUCUCGUGUUGCACUCGUACUUUCGAAGUUCGUGCGCCUGGCGGGUGCGGAUUGCACUCGAAUCGAAAGGACUCAAAUAUACCUAUCGCGAGGUUAACAUUCGGGAAGACAUCCCUGAAGGCAAGCAACAACACACGGACGAGUUUCGUGCGCUAAAUCCUCUAUCCCAAGUACCCGUUUUACAGGUGUACGAAAGUGGAGAACUGGUUGCUAACCUAACACAGAGCAUGGCCAUCAUGGAAUACAUCGAUGAAAGCUUUUCAGGAGUUAACCUAUUACCUAAAGAUUUGCUGCAACGGGCUCAAUGCCGAGCGCUCUGUCAACUCAUCGUCAGCGGGAUUCAACCCAUUCAAAACUUAGGGACCUUAAACAAGCUGGAACCCGACCAACGUCAAGAGUGGGCUCGAUAUUUUAUUAAUAAGGGCUUUGAGGCACUCGAACGAAUGCUUUCGGAUCGGGUUUUUGUUACAGGCUGCUGCAUCAGCGAGCAGGUGACGUUGGCAGAUUUUUGCCUGGUACCUCAGGUGUAUAAUGCGCGCCGUUUCGGGGUCGAUAUGUCCCGUUUUCCGAAGAUCGUAGCCGUGGAUGCCCACCUAGCGACGCUGGAAGCGUUUAUACGCGCCCACCCAUCAAGGCAGCCAGACUGCCCAGAGUCCUUCAGAAAGGUCUAGCAGCUGUCUCUGAGCUUCAUCUGCUGGUCGUUGGCACCGGACGAUGCGUGGCCUCAUCAGGCACCGGGGGUUCUGUGCAAGCGCGCUAUACCCUGUCGUGUCUUCUCCGAUCUAGCGCCUAGUACGAGCCUGAAAUCGAACGCACGCUCCCCCGGUGGUGCGGUGUUACUUAAAGACGUCCGUCGCAACCGUUCCACGACAGAACGGCGGGCUUCGUCACGUUCCCAGCACAUGAAGACCCCGGCAUUAGCCAGUAGAAGCAGUGGAGCGAGCGCCAACGAAAUCAUCCAUGAGGAAGAAGAAGAGCAUCAUUGCAAUUAGCAAACGAGUUCCUGCCCGAUAUAAUUUUACCGGUCGAGCAAGCUGGCAACAAACAGGCCUUCCAAUAAACAAAAAUCAUUAGCCAUGCACAACAAAUCGUAUAUAAUUCGAGCGAUAAAACAUCUACUACGGACGCGAUGACCGCCGGUUCCAAUAUCCUGAUUAGCUACACAUCUAGUAGAUCUAUUCGCUAUCGUCUUGGCACAAUACCUAAUAACAGGUGUGGCCGUAUGCCGUCGUCAUUUAGCUCAAGGUGAAGCCACAGGAAGAGAGAAGAAAGAAACGUACAUUAGUUUAUCACAAAUACAGUAAGUAAAAGGGGGCAUCUGUGAGCUCGACACGGCGGAUCUACUCAAAUGUUAGCUUGCUCCGUGAAGAGACGAAUCCAAAAUGUAAACAUAGUGCUAAGCUAUGUCUAUGGAACGACUGCAACAAUAGCUGAAAUACUCUAAUUCAUAUCUAAGCUGAAUAGGUUUGUGAUGCCGACUAAGGACCUCAGGAUUAGCGAUUACAGUUCUGAUAUUAUGGGUUAUAAAUUGUGAUACGGAAGGACGCCGUGGUGAUGGCGUAAACGUGCGACGCAGGCGAUUUGAUCUAAUUCGCCAACCUCAAUUAUCUGGUCUGUGAUUUAACAUGCUCCUUGCAGUUGAACCUAUAGAAUUGUUUCUCGUGGUCGCUUGGCGUCCUAUUCCACGGCUGAUCAUCGCGUUCCUUGACGCUGACGCUCUCUAGCGACGAUAUGCUGCCAGCAGAUGAAGUUACGGAGACUUAUUAAAUUAUUAUAGUUACAAUGAUUACUUAUAAUAAAUACAAAAGGCUUAGUCACACAGCGUUUUCUAACCUCGAAGAACACAAAUAUGAAAAAGACGAUGAUAGCAAGGACAUAACAACUCGUGACGAUAAUAAUUGUCUUGAUAUAAGUUAUAUAAUUGCUAUAUAAUUAAAUAUACUUCCAGACAGGAGAGAGCGUAAGCGCGCUGUGUCGUGACGAAAAAUACCCUUUUUCCCAGUCAUGGUAGGCAGCCAAUGGCAAGAAGUAGGCGCAACGUAUUCCCUAGAUGUUGACGAAUUGCUCCAUUGGUAACAACAUGACUAACUGAUCAAUCACCGAUUGUAAAGCAGGAGCGCAGGUUAGGGAUACGGUCGUCUUAUCUUUGCAUGUAUUCGUUUUAUAAUGAAUAAAAAUGAGGAAAAACAGAAAAAGGAAUCACACGAGCAGUUUUAGCCUAGUCAUUCGGUGAAGCAAAUAUCUAUGCGACACUUGCGUAACAGUAUUACUCUAAGGGCAACUAUGGUGUGUGUGUGUGGGGGGGGGGGGGGUAAACGAUUUCACUAUGAUAAGAUUUUUUGGAGGAAGAUUUUUAUCGGCUGAUGGACUAUGUGAUCGCUUAUAUAUAAUAAUAUGUGAUGCGUCAGCACAGGCGAAAGACGAAGCUGAUUUCAUUGAUCGGACAAAAGCCUCGCCCGGCGAUGGAAGAACCUUGUGGCAAUUGGGGAUACCCCCGCGAUCCAUUCAAGUUGACAUUGCUUCAGCGUUAGAGCCUUUGUUGUUUUUGAGUCAGCGACUUCAACGAAUGAUCGGCAGAAAGCUGGCACGAGACGAGGGGUGCUGAUCCAGAAUGAUAGCUAGGGAACUGCUUAAACGAAUUAAUGAUAAUGGCGACGAGGCGCGAUGAUCAGUAAAAUGUACUGGAUGAUGAAGUUCGAUGCAGGUGGAAUGUAUGAAAUGAAUCGGAGAGUAUAGAUGGUAAAUCGUCUAUUGAUGAGGUAGUCGGAUGAUAUGCGAGUUGAUUGUACAAUCAAUUGCAAGCCACGACGGGGAUCUAUCUGUCAAACGUAGCAAGGAACUACUGUCUCACUGAUAGUUAUCGAAGCUCAGCAGAUCUUUUUGAUAGGACCGGAAGGCGAUAUUUAAUAGAAUAUAAAUUAGCUCAUAAUGUUGCAACGCAUCAGCAAAACAAUUUUCCCGAAGAGGAAUAACCGUCACAAAUUAUUAAUGACGCCCGGUUAUUAGACGCAUAGCUACUUGGUUACCAGUACCGUUAUGGACAGUGCAUGUUCAAUGCACGCUCUAUCUGGGCAUAUUUUUCAGUCUGAUUUUUUAGCCUUUACUGUAAUCGGUGAUAUCAGGAAAAGCACUAGGAAAAAUUCGGUUUAGAAAAAUGAAAAUCACUGACUAGUGCGCCUCGCGUCGAGGGCACCAGUUAACCAUUUCUAUAGAUGUAGAUGCACAGGUAGCACUAAAACGGAAUCACCACUUGAGACAGUAAACUUUUUUGUGUACCCGGUGAUUCUAGACAUUUUUUGUAGCGGGCCUUAGGCAUCUUCUAUAAUAUUACAGAGGGGGUAGGGAAGAAAGAGGAAACAUGCGAUUAAAAACUAAUCACGCUACUAAUGGCGACGAACAGAAUACCACAUCCCCGCUCUCACAGGAGCUUAAACACUACAUAGGAUCAAUACAAACAUCAGAACGGUAGUAGCAUCGAGAGUAGUAGCACAUCGAUACAUCGACAAAAGAAAGCCAAAGGAAAACAAAAAAUACUCUCCGCCAGCUAGAUGGCUGGCCACGGUAACGCUACGCUUCAAUAGAGCAGUUAAUACGGACGGGCCAAUUAUAUGACCUGUGGGUUUUGAUGCUACAGUUGUUGGACUGCACAGAUCUGCAUGCAAUCGUCUUAUAGUAUAUCAACGAGGGACUAUACAUGGAGGACUGUGGAAUUCUUGGUGAGGCCUGAUACAUGCUUUUCCGCUACGUAUGUAAGAAAUAAAGAUCUAUACACAUCUCAUAACAGCAGUAGUAUACAUGGUAUGAAUGUAGAGGAAGACGUAGUCAGGACAGAAGAAGAAGAAGGGAGAAGCAAUUUAAAUUCAUGAGGACACUUUUGUAUACCCCGAUUAGCGAACCUCCGGCCGAUUUUGUCUGCUUCGUUGUUGUUGGGCAGUUCUUAAUAACUAAGUUAUAAGCACUUAGUAUAGAGCGAGAGAUAUCAACAAUAAUUGUAUGGAUAUUACGGCAAUAUUAACUAUGUGCGACAGCACUGAGAGAUGGCAAUGUGAUUCAGCGAUAUUGAGGAACGAUAUUAAUCAGUCGAGUAAUGACCAUUGCAAGUUAGGUAGGCAGUUGGGUUGCCCCCGCACCGCUGUGAGAGAUUGCACGAGCAUAUACUGUUACCCCACAGAUUUACGUAUCGGUUAAUAUUACAGUUACAACUACAAAAUCAUCGAUUACAAAAGCAAAAACACGGCGCACAGGCACAAAAUGCGGCCGACGAUCGCCUAAGCGGAAAAAAAUACUAACAAUAACUUUUCGCCAAUUGGUUGAACAUUGCCUUUCAUUUUGUUCAAUAUUUAUCAACGAAUGGAAUAACAUUUUAAAUGAAGUCCGGCUUAUGUCCGACUGCAUCGUGAUCGGGCCGUUGCUGCUAGCGUGUUUUUCCGGCCUAGAAAAGGAUAAAAGAAAUAAACGUUGAUACCUUACACUUUCUUAAACAAAUACGUUCAUCUUAUCUAAUAAUCCUGAUUAUAUCAUAUUUUACACUUUAACGGCAAAACACAAUUACUCGAAACGGGAUCUCGUUUGUCACACACGCGCGAGUCGACGCCCAGUGGUUUAAUACAAAUGAACGUUUCAGUCUGACGCGUGCGGUUGAGAAG